UCUAUUGCGCAUGACUGUGUGGCGGAAUAUGAAGUAGAAGACUGUUUUUCUCCGAGCUAGAGUCCAACCCCCCCGAAUCAACCUCUGAAAAACAAAAACGCGGAGCCAUUCAAUCUCAGAUUGGGGCAGGGUGGAGUGAUGGCCGUGUUGGGCCCAGCGUCUGGUGUCCAGAGAUGAUAGAGGUGACCUCAGAGUCACCUUUAACCCCUGACCCCCACCACAACCCCUGAGAGCCAGCUGAAACUGAUCACACGCAGGCUGCAGUGGGAUGAUGUCUGUUGACGACUGGAUAGAUGGAUGGAUGAUCUGUUUUCAUGGGUCCUCUUCCAAAUGACUACCUCAGGCCUAAAAACUGUUUCACUGCAGCCACAGUCCUGAACAACAGCCAGUCAUGACAUCAAGCAUAGGGGAUGAUUCCAGCAUCUUCGAUGGGUCGAUGGAAGAAGAUGAGAAGGACAAAGCAAAACGCGUGUCCCGUAACAAGUCGGAGAAGAAGAGACGAGACCAGUUCAAUGUCCUCAUCAAGGAGCUGGGGACCAUGUUGCCUGGCAUCACACGCAAGAUGGACAAGUCCACCAUCCUGCAGAAGAGCAUCGACUUCCUGUGUAAACACAACGAGAUCUCUGCUCAGUCUGAGUCCAGUGAGAUCAGACAGGACUGGAAACCUCCGUUCCUUAGCAACGAGGAGUUUACCCAGCUCAUGCUGGAGGCUCUAGAUGGAUUCUUCAUAGCAAUAAUGACAGAUGGGAACAUCAUCUUUGUCUCUGAGAGUGUUACCUCCUUACUGGAACACCUGCCGUCGGACCUGCAGGACCAGAACCUGUUAAACUUCCUCCCCCUGAAUGAACACUCGGAGGUGUACAAGGCUCUCUCCAAACACCCCUCCGACCCCGAGAGCCUCGGACCAGAGUACCUCAAGACCAAGAACCAGCUGGAGUUUUGUUGCCACGUGUUGAGAGGAGCCAUUGACCCUAAAGAACCUGCCGUCUACGAACACGUCAAAUUCAUCGGCAACUUCAAGUCGCUGAACGACGUCCCCAACACCACCAGGAAUGGUUUAGCAGGAGUGUUACAGAGAUCCCUACAACCUGCCUUUGAUGACCUGGUCUGCUUCGUAGCCACCGUCAGGCUGGCUAAACCACAGUUCAUCAAGGAGAUGUGUACAGUGGUGGAGCCCAAUGAAGAGUUCACCUCCCGACACAGCCUGGAGUGGAAGUUCUUAUUCCUAGACCACAGGGCUCCACCAAUCAUAGGCUACCUUCCAUUUGAGGUUCUGGGGACGUCGGGGUACGACUACUAUCAUGUAGACGACCUGGAGACACUGGCCAAGUGUCACGAACACUUGAUGCAGUAUGGUAAAGGGAAGUCGUGUUACUACAGGUUCCUGACUAAAGGUCAACAGUGGAUCUGGCUCCAGACUCAUUACUACAUCACCUAUCACCAGUGGAACUCCAGGCCUGAGUUCAUCGUCUGCACACACACCGUCGUCAGCUAUGCGGAGGUGAGGGCAGAGCAGCGUAGAGAGCUGGGUAUCAUUGAAGAGCCCCCCCCUGAGGUAACUCUGGACAAGCAGAGUCAAGACAGUGGAUCUGAGUCUCAGCUCAACACAGUUUCCAGCCUGAAAGAGGCACUGGAACGCUUUGAUCGUAGCCACACCCCCUCCUCCACCUCUCUGUCCUCACACAAGACCUCCUCACAGCUCUCAGACAACACCUGUACCUCAACAGCCUCCAAGCUCCACAUGGACAUGGCCACGCCCCCUCGUCAGUCACAUGCUGCCUCCACCAUCGAGAUGACAUCACAGAGACGCUCCUCCAUCAGCAGCCAGUCUAUGAGUUCUCAGACCACGGGACACAGUGUGGCUCCCGUCCAUCCUGUGAUACAACAACCCCAACUACAGCCAGACGUACAGCCGGUGCUGGAGUUCUCAGCCCAGGUGAAUGCUAUGCAGCACCUAAAGGACCAGCUAGAGCAGAGGACCAGGAUGAUUCAGGCCAACAUCCAGAGACAGCAGGAUGAACUCAGAGCCAUACAGGACCAACUACACAGAGUACAGCCCCCAGCCAUACAGAUGUUCAUGCAGCAGCCUGGCGGAGCGUUGAAUGUCCAGCUGCCUCAGGUGGGGGUGGUGCCACAGGGAGCAGUUCUGACCAAUCAGGUGCAGCAGACUGUCCUAAACCCCGCCCAUACAGGAAGUCAGCUCACCAUUCAGCAGCAGCAGACACCUCCCCCUCAACAGAACCUUCAACUGCAGCAAAACAACUCUCUCGCUCAGGUAUUCAGCCAAGCAGUGGUCCAGCAGCAGCGUCAACAGCACCAGCAACAGCAGCAGCGUCAACAUCACCAGCAACAGCAGCAGCAACAGCAGCAGCAACAACCUGUCUACAACAUGAUCAUGUCCCAGCCUGGCCAGCCCAACCUACUACAGAUCAGUACCAGUCUACCACAGAACAACACACAACAAGCUGUAGCCACCUUCACACAAGACAACACUCAGAUACAGUUUCCGGCGGGACAGCAGUUGGUGACUAAGUUAGUGACAGCUCCCAUGGCAUGUGGAGCGGUUAUGGUGCCGACCUCUAUGUUCAUGGGACAACCGGUCAUCGCUUACAACCCCUUCGGAGGGCAGCAGGGUGGUCAGACUCUGACCCUCCAGGCAGCCCAGCCCCAACAGAACCAGCCUGACAGCCAGACACAGACGGCUGUAGUGGCACAGAGUAACCAACAGGGGGCGCAGCAGCAGUUCGUACAGGGCACCCGUCUUCUCCACGGCAACCAGCAGCUGAUCCUCCAGGCAGCAUUCCCCAUGCAACAACAGCAACAGGCCUUCACCCAGGUAACACAACAACAACAGUCUCACAACCAGAGGCAUCAGCUGCAGCUGAAACCACAGCCACAGAAACAACCCAAAGGCCCGCCUUCGCACCGGACUGACAGCUCCAGCAGCCAAGCACAGUAGGCCUGGGCGACCCAGGCGUCCAAUCAGACUCUAUGACCUGAAGGCUGAACCAAUCGGAGGUGUGGAGGGAUUGUGUUUUUCUAAUGGAACUACAGUGUUGGAGUCACCCAACCCCAACCUCCUACUGCCCCUACCGAUAUAGCUGCUGUGUUGACCCCCUCUAUCUUCCGCUAUAACAAACUGAAUUAUGGGUAACGGUGAGGGUGGCCAGCCCUUCCUCCUAGAAAGCUACUAACUGUGCAGGGUUUGGCUCCGGCUCUGCUCUAACACACCUAUUCAGUUGCUCAUCAGGACCUUGAUGUUCUUCUGGACUGAAUCAGGUGUGUUGGUUAGCGCAGGGCCGGAACAAAAGCCUGCAGUCAGGAGAUCUUCAGGAGGAGGUUUGGCCCCACCUGGAUUACACCUUCCUAAGGAACUCCUCAUCACCAUGGUGACAAUAGUACGGACCGGAACCAUCGGAACCCUGUAUCCCGUAGCAACCAGGAGGAACGUUGUUGUUUGUGCGUUGGAGGAGAGACAAACUCGGUGUCCGUGGAAACCCAGUAGAACUCUGCAUUGCCACGGUAACGAGAGACUCCAAAAGGAAUGUUGUGGUGAUGGACUGACCUCUAUGGGUCUGUACAGUACAGACGUGUGUAACAUAAAAAGAAAACAUGUAAAUAUCCAUUAUAGCUACAAGGGAAAAAAACGGAAAUUAGUAUUUUAUAUGAUUGCAUGGGUAAAUAACUGUACGUUUUUAUUAGUAACUUUUGACAAAAUGACUUCAGACUUUAUUCAGUGUUUUCCUGGUCAGAUAUGAGGUGACAGAUGUUCAGCUAGUAUGAAGAGCGCCUCUCUCUUCCACCGAAAGGUCUUCGGCCCUGUUCCAACACUUUGAAAAUGCAUCCAUCCUUCCAUCUUUCCUCCCUUCCUGCCUUGAGGUUAUCAAAGUAAUUCAGUUAAGGGUGUAUUUUAUUUGUGUUGGAACGUGACCCCCGGAGAGACAAACGUUUUUUAAAAGAUGUUGUGUCACCGUUGGUUUAAUGGACGGGCUCGGGUUCUAGUGGAAUGCUGGGAAAUGUAGUUUUUAAACUCAACAUUUUUUUUUAGACUCAACAUUUUUAAACGUUUUAUCAGAACAACAACCACGUCUGAUCCAAUCAGAUCAUUACGACCCAACAGACAGACGGGUAAAUACAGUUUAAACCAGACCAGGGGUGGGUCAUAUUACUUAGCCUGGUCCCACAUCACUUUGGUCUUGUGUUGGCUCAGUUGGUAGAGCAAGGCACUUGCAACCCCAGUGGUUGUGGGUUUGAUUCCAGCUAGGGACAUCCAUACGUCAAAUCUAUGCACGUAUGACUGACUCUAAGUUGCUUUGUAAAAAAAAAACAUCUGCUGAAUUUUCUGUAUGAAUUGUGCUGUCUUACCAACUUGACAUUUACAUUACAUUACAUUUAAGUCA
Molecule: messenger RNA, 4400 nt
Organism: Salmo salar (Atlantic salmon)
Lineage: Eukaryota; Metazoa; Chordata; Actinopteri; Salmoniformes; Salmonidae
Source: RefSeq, a predicted model, not a curated record